Folsomia candida is the source of this 809-nucleotide messenger RNA. Its product is annotated as glutamate receptor 1-like. The coding region runs from base 56 to 628 and encodes 190 amino acids. Gene Ontology annotation, molecular function: glutamate-gated receptor activity. Gene Ontology annotation, cellular component: membrane. The transcript has 5 exons. NCBI's taxonomy places the organism in Eukaryota, Metazoa, Arthropoda, Collembola, Entomobryomorpha, Isotomidae. The record is from RefSeq and is a predicted model, not a curated record.
AAGUCAAUGUAUUCCGAUUUGACGCCGUUAGUUCGGUGUUGGACGUUGCAUAAAAAUGUUUUUCCGAUCACAAAUAGUUGCUGUUCUAAUUGCCAUUGCUGUUGGGGUUGAAGUUGAACAAAUUCGGAAGAUUGUUACAAUUGAGGAUCAUCCUUGGGUGAUAAAAAAUGAGACAUGCCUAAAGACAACCAGCAAUACAUCUUGUCGAAGUCCAUGCUACACGGGACUUCUGUUUGACCUUUUGCAUAAAAUUGACGCCGAGUUAAAAAAUCUUAAUAACUGCAAAAUCCAUGAGGUUGAUUCUUACGGGGUUCUGAAUAAAACUGUGAAGGCUUGGUCAGGCCUGAUUGGAUCAAUUGCUAAUAAUAAAUCCGAUCUUGCACUUGCUCCGUUAAACAGUACUCAAGUAAAAAAUAGUGGAAUUAAGUUGUCCUCCCCAUUCAUCAACAACAAAGCAAAGAAUAACACUCUAGCCUUGGGUUUCCCCAAAGGAAGCAAAAUUGAAAAAGCCUUUUCACAUUUGAUUAAAAAACUUGUAAACCAACGACAUGUGGAGCAACUAAAAGAAAAAUGGUUUGUCGAAGAAAAGAAUUUGUGGUCAAAAAAUAAGCAAAUUACGCCCAACUGAGCAGGCCUUGAUCAACUUGAAUCUACAUCGGUGAAGUAACAAAAUUUUCAACCAAAUGAGAAAAUGUGAAAAAAUUAACUUACAAUUAAAUUAAACUCAUUGCACAUUUAUGAAAACCUUCUUCACGCAAAAAGAUGGUAAAAUAAUUCGAUAAUUACAACCAACACUAUUGAUAUCGAAA